UUGAGGUGCCGAGCGAACGGUUGGCAGGAGCCGCCCGGGGGUGGGGGGGAGGCAGCCCCGGUUUGGGCCCACGGGCUGGGGGGUCGCCCGCUUGGGUGUCUUUAUCCCUCCAACGUCCCCCUCCCCUUCCUUCCGGCCGGUGCUGUGGAUCUUUUAACCAUUCAUAUUUAAAGCAACGACAACGGGCUGUCUGCCGCUGCUCCUCCGCCUUCAUUGACCCAGAUCUCUUGGAGAGUAGUCGGUAAUGCAUUGAAAGUCAUGGAUCACCUUGUAAAUACUGGAACCCAAACAGAUCCUGUUGUGAUACUAACUUUUGCACAAGCAGUUACUUUGGGCCUUGUUGGUCAGAAUGGUCUUUUGAAUUUUCCAUUCAAAGAGAAUGGAAUUUACCAUAUACCAGAUGCGUCAGUUAAUAAAAGUUCUGUACUUGAACACCUCACAACAGAGCAAAGUCCUGGACUGGAUGCAAUUAAUACUUCAGAAUGUUUUGAACAACAUGAGGAGGAAAGUUUAGAAGUGGAGAAUGGCUUUAUACCUUUUGAAAGGCAAGCUAGGAGGAGGAAAAGGCAACCUGUGAAGCUAGUACAUGCUGAAAAAAAUGAUGAAAAUUGUAAGGAAGAAACUAUUGAGGAGGAGUACAAUGCAGAGAAUCAAUCCAGUACUGUUCUAUACAGAAAUGGAAUAAAAAUGAUUGACAUUAGUAACUUCAAAAGGAAACAUUUGCAUCGUCCUCUUCGUGAAAGGACUCAAGAGGUUCAAGCUGUUGCCUUUCCUUCAGCUUUUAAGCAAAACCUCCACUGCAGUCCCGACCAACAGGAAAAGAUUAGCACUGAAGGGGAAAAAUUAAUGAGCAGCUAUUUUGAGACAAAUAAAUCGGCAAAUUUAAGUCAAAUGGUAGAACAAUUUCCGGAGGAGUCAGUCACUCAGGAGAACCGUAACUUUGUAUGGCAGGGCCAAGUGCCAUAUGAAGUUGAGGUGUCUGCUCCACAACAGGAGGAUCGAAACAGAAGAGCUCAGAUAGAUCGUUUGGAUAUUAAUGUACAGAUUGAUGAUUCAUAUUGUAUUGAUGUUGGGGAAGGGCAGAAACGAUGGCAGUGUCGGUUGUGUGAAAAAUCGUACACUUCCAAAUAUAACUUGGUCACUCACAUAUUGGGCCACAGUGGCAUUAAACCUCAUGAAUGUCAACAUUGUCACAAGCUUUUUAAGCAGCCAAGUCAUUUACAGAUGCAUCUUCUCACUCAUGAAGGCAUACGGCCGCACAAGUGUGAGGUGUGUGACAAAGCCUUCACGCAAACCAGUCAUCUUAAAAGGCACAUGUUACUGCAUACUGACAUCAAACCUUACAGCUGCAGAGUUUGUGGGCGUGGGUUUGCCUAUCCAAGUGAGUUGAAAGCCCAUGAAGCAAAGCAUGAAAAUGGCAGAUGUCAUGUUUGCAUUGAAUGUGGCUUAGAUUUUGUGACACUCAUUCAGCUAAAAAGACACCUUGUUGCACAUCAAGGUCCCACACCAUAUGAAUGCACAGAGUGCAACAAAACUUUCAGUUAUAGGAGUCAACUCCAGAAUCAUAUGAUGAAACAUCAGAACAUCCGGCCAUAUGUCUGCACUGAAUGUGGUAUGGAAUUUACUCAGCCUCAUCAUCUGAAGCAGCACUCACUCACACACAAGGGAGUUAAAGAGUUCAAGUGCGAGGUGUGUGGACGAGAAUUCACCCUUCAAGCAAAUCUGAAGAGGCAUAUGUUGAUUCAUACCAGUGUACGAGCUUAUCAGUGCCACAUCUGCUUUAAAACCUUUGUUCAGAAACAGACUUUGAAGACCCACAUGAUUGUUCAUUCACCGGUGAAACCAUUUAAAUGUAAGGUUUGUGGUAAAGAAUUCAAUCGGAUGUACAAUCUCCUGGGUCACAUGCACCUCCAUUCAGACAGUAAGCCUUUCAGAUGUCCAUACUGUUCAAGCAAGUUUACCCUCAAAGGGAAUUUAAGCCGGCACAUGAAAGUCAAGCAUGGUGUCAUGGACAUUGUUCUUGAUGGACAAGAAAGUUUAUUGGACAUUGGACAUUCAGAACAUAUGGAAGGUCAGCAAGGAGACAUUGAUGAUUAUGAAGAAAAUUCUUUUGAUUACACAGGUGGGAGAAAAGCUCCUGAUGACACUUCAGAUUCGACAAAAAUGUCUGAUGAAGAAAGUAUAAAAGAUAUGUACUUUAAUUUUGAAAAAGAAGCUGAACGAUAUGGAAUGGACUUAAAAUCAUGACUGAUGUGAAGCCAAAAAUUAAAUUGAUCCUGUGCUUUGACCAUUGUUAAUUGUGCAUAGCUUUUUAUUAAUGCUGCAGUUGCAGAUUUUAAAUUACAUUCCAACUUUAAGCCUAUGUUCACAAAAACAUUGUAAUGUGAAUCCAUUUACACGUUACUAAUCUCAGGGUUCUGUGAGAAUUUUUUUUAAGAUGGUCUAUUCUGGACCAAAGCAGAUGACUACUACCAAAAUUAUGUUGGUCUUUACUGUGUAAAAUGUAACUUCAAAAUGGUUUCCACAUACACACAUACACACAUACACACAUACACACAUACACACAUACACACAUACACACAUACACACAUACACACAUACACACAUACACACAUACACACAUACACACAUACACACAUACACACAUACACACAUACACACAUACACACAUACACACAUACACACAUACACACAUACACACAUACACACAUACACACAUACACACAUACACAGUAAUUCAUUGAAUUACAUUGUGGAGUGGCUUUUGUGGAUUUAUUUUCUUACUGGACUAUAUAAUCAUCUACAAUAGCAAUAAAAUAACAUCUGUUU
Molecule: messenger RNA, 2829 nt
Organism: Pristis pectinata (smalltooth sawfish)
Lineage: Eukaryota; Metazoa; Chordata; Chondrichthyes; Rhinopristiformes; Pristidae
Gene: znf710a
Product: zinc finger protein 710a
Exons: 5
Coding region: 259-2247 (662 amino acids)
Biological process (GO): regulation of transcription by RNA polymerase II
Cellular component (GO): nucleus
Molecular function (GO): DNA-binding transcription factor activity, RNA polymerase II-specific; RNA polymerase II cis-regulatory region sequence-specific DNA binding
Source: RefSeq, a predicted model, not a curated record